AUGACAUUAAAAGAGUACGAAGUGAUCAUCCUCACAGUUUUGUACACCAUCACAAUGCUCGCAGCAUUUGCAGGAAAUGGUUUCCUCAUCUACAUCGUGUGGAAGAAACCUGAAGUAAGAUCACUAACAAGCUUCAUGUUCGUCAACAUGGCCAUCGCCGAUUUGCUGGUGGCAAUAAUUGUAAUGCCCUGGUCGAUUGCCCACAUCUAUACAUACGGAUUGUGGAUGAUACCAGGUGUAUUUGGAGAAGUCAUGUGCAAAUUUGUAGUAUACACUGCCUAUGCUACAUUAACAGCGUCCAUCCUCUGCCUGACAUUCAUGGCCAUCGAUAGGUACUAUGCCAUUGUUCAUCCCCUCCGUCGCUAUCUUUGGUUCCGAAAGCCUAAACUGACUGUACCAUUUAUUUGGAUCUUUUCGCUGGCUUCGAUGUCCAUUUUUCCAGCUAUUCAAACCGUGGAGGGAACUAAUAAACGUCCCCUGUGCUCGAUAUCCGUUUAUAUUUUGGGCGAUCCACAGAAGGCUAUGCGAGGCAUAUUCCUUUACUUAGUGGUGCUCAACUAUCUGAUCCCUUUAAGUGUAAUUGCGUUUCUCUAUGCUAUUACCGCAUGGAGGUUAUGGUUCCAUGUUGCACCUGGAAAUCACCAUAUGACGGGAAAUCGAGAGCAACAAGAAACGACCAAGAAGAGAGUGGUUCGAAUGCUCAUUAUUGUCACCUGUGCCUUUUCUCUUUGCUGGCUCCCAGCACACGUGGUCCACAUGAUUUAUGUCAUGCAUAGCUGGAAUAUUGAUGUUCAGCUUCAGAAGAUUGUCGAAAGCGGGUGUUUCUGGUUGGGCCAGACCAACAGCGCCAUCAACCCAUGGCUGUACAUUUUUCUUAGCAGCAAGAUCAGUACGGUAUUUAUAAAAAUGGUGAGUAGAAAAAGCACCCAGUCACCUUCGAGUGUCAGCAUCAAAAGAUCAAAUGCCCUUCUACAAUCCGAAGAAGAAGCUUUCCGGGAAGAAACAAGACUGUAA
This is a messenger RNA of Pocillopora meandrina, 1014 nucleotides long. The record is from the annotation of a GenBank genome assembly. Lineage: Eukaryota; Metazoa; Cnidaria; Anthozoa; Scleractinia; Pocilloporidae.